UAAUCAUCAUCUUCAUUACAUAUUUUAUGUGAUUAGAAAUAAGUGUGAUCAUACUUUGUAUAUAUUUCAAUUUAAAUGACUCUAUUUGACUGAGCAUGGAGUUUGAGAUAUUGUUUCAGUGGUAGCGAAAGAAAAUAGCAAAUUGAUGGUUGCAAAGUCGGUUUGAUAUAAAAAGUACAUCAUUUUUGUAGUUUGAAUUUUGUUUAAUUUGAAUGAUUGGAACUAGUGAUAGUUUGAUUGAAAAGAAAUGGUGCAAUCGCGUUGGGGAUGUUCUAAAACAGAAAGAAUGUCAAAUAAAGUGAAACAAAUAGAGUAUGUUCUACAUUAUGAAAAUGUAUUAUUGCUUUAAGUACCAUUGUAUUGCUCGGUACUUAUUUUGGUAGGAGUGGUAAAUGUAACUGUACAAUAUUGUUAAGGGCUUUAGGAAGAGAGUACUACAGAUGACCGUAAGGGAAAAGGAAUAUGAGGGGGAUAUACUUGCAACUUUGGUAAUUUAUUCAGAUGUAGUUGACAUAAAAAAGGGGGAAAAUAAGCUUUAGUUAUUAGUGUAUACUACGUAGAGCAUUUGAAGACGUUUUUGUCUAAUGCGUUGGAACAUUGUUGAGUUGUUUAUCCGACAUCAGAUAUACAAAGAAAUAGAAAGGGUUUUGAAAGGUCUUGGUUGACUCGACUCAUUGCCGCUAGAUUUUGGUUUAAAUAUUUAGAUUCUUUAGUAGGUCAAGUUGGCAACCUUUGGCACACCAAUAUUCAUACUCGUAGCUCUACAUGGAGUCGUGUGUGAACCUCUGAUUUAGAUUACACUUGCAGAAGGACAUCGAGUUAUAUAUAAAAGGCUCUCAUUGAAUAAGCAAGUGUAUCUAAAGGAGUUGAAAAAGGAUUGGAUAACCACUCUACUCAUUGCCUUAAAGUUUUAGGUUGAAUAUGUAGAUUCUUGUAACAAAUUUGAUAAUCCGAAAAGCUUUUGAUGUUAAGUAUGCAACAGGAGGAAGUGGAGGAAUAGCUUUGGGUAUUUAAGCUUUUAGAGCAUUGGGCAAGUUCUUGCCUAAUAUGCUUUAGUUUUGCUAAUUUUAGAAGUUUAAGUGUUCCAUUUCUUACUAGGAGUCAAUGAAAGGAACAUUUUUGGUAUUAAAUUCUAGUGUAAAGCAUUUUCAAUUUAUUUAUUUUAAAGGACUUGGUCCCUCAUGAUUUAUCUAUGGAUAGGUAGAGGUAGAUCAAAGAAAUAUUGGGGGGACUCGCACUUGCAGCUUAUCAAGGACAUGAUCUAUGGAGGACACGAAUUAGGGUAGAAGGUUAGUAGGUAGAAGUGCGCUAUACUAGUAGGGAUGAGUGCAUUGUCUUGUUGUCCUACUACUAGUCAUAGUUUUAAUCUUGUAGUUUCUUUUUCUUCGAUUUCUGUUACUAUAUGUUGUUUUGUGUAGUUAUAGUAUUUUAUUAAUGUAUUAUUUGUUGUAGUAUAGAGUACUAUUCUGCUACUAUCUAUUAUUUUUGUUACUUUUUGUUGUCUCUUGUACUUCCAUUACAUCUUUUUCUAGACUGUUUUGUCUUUAAGCUGAGGGUCUUAUCAGAAACAGCCUCUCUACGGUAGAGGUAGAGGUAAGAUCCGUGUAGGAUGUACCCUCCCUAGACCCCACUUUGUGGAACUUAAGUGAGUAUUGUUGUUGUUGACUUCUCCCAUCAUGAUUGUCUUCAGUUUUCUGAAAUUCCGGUCCUUCCUGGGAUUGAAAUAGGCUUAUUCUAUGUUGGUGAAAGAACACGAUAGGGAGUCUUUCCAAUUUGAUAUUGCAGUUUCCAUGUAUAAUGCUAUCCUGAUAUGGUUUUGUUGUAUAGUUUCAAAUUCUUUUAGUACUCAAGAUUUGUGCUUUCAAGGGACUCAAAGGAUUUUACAGAGGAAGCCACAAGGUGCGGUGUGUCCUGCAGGACAAGUUCUGUUCUAAAUAAAUUCUUAUAAGUGCAUUAUAUAGUCAGUAGAGGCCUGCAGGAAAAGCUCUGUUCUAAAGAAUCUCUUGAUAAGCAAGUUAAAAGAGGCACAAAGACCUCAUGUAUGAGAAAUAUACAUGCAAAAGAACUAUUGAGGAAAAGAUCAUGAGAGUUCCUUAUGGACCAAACAAAGACUAUUUUAUAUACUCAUUAUUUCUUGUCUUCUGCAAUCGGAUUACCACCUCUGCAGUCUCUGCUGGAGUUCUAUUGGCAAGUAAGAAGGCAUUGGACCCCGUAGCUCCACUCCAUAAGUAUUGUCUUGUUUCUGUGUCUAACAUCCUUACAACAACUUGUCAGUACGAGGCUCUCAAAUACGUCAGCUUUCCUGUUCAAACCCUGGCAAAAUGUGCCAAGAUGAUACCUGUAAUGAUCUGGGGCACUAUCAUCAUGCAAAAGAAGUACAAAGGACAGGACUAUUUCGUGGCAUUCCUAGUCACACUUGGCUGUUCAUUAUUUAUUCUAUAUCCGGCAGAAGGGGACACUAUCCCAUACAGUAGAGAAAUGGAGAGCACCAUUUGGGGAGUCUCUCUUAUGAUGGGCUAUCUUGGGUUUGAUGGAUUUACGAGCACAUUCCAGGAUAAACUUUUUAAAGGCUAUGAUAUGGAAAUACACACGCAGAUAUUCUACACAACCGUCUGUUCUUGUCUUCUUAGUUUCACUGGUAUGAUUAUGCAAGGCAAUCUUCUCAUGGCAAUUGAUUUCGUAUCUUGCCAUCAUGAUUGUUUCUUUGAUAUUGCUCUGCUUUCGACUGUAGCAACAGCUAGUCAAUUCUUCAUUUCGUACACAAUCCGCACAUUUGGUGCUCUAACCUUUGCAACCAUAAUGACCACAAGACAGUUGUUGAGCAUUUUGCUGUCAUGCUUGUGGUUUGGCCAUCCCCUCAGCUGGGAGCAAUGCAUUGGAGCUGUCAUUGUGUUUGGGGCCCUUUAUGCAAGAAGCUUCUUAAAUAAUACUCAAAAGAAACCACCGUUAAGUUUGGAGAAGACAGAAAAUAGAGCUUCAAGUCCACCAAAAGGAAAUCCAUAGCUAGACCUUGAAAGAUUCCGAUGUUUGCAGUAUAACUGAUUUGACUAAAGGUGGAAUAGAUAGGACUUCUAUUGUAGGGUCUUUAGUAACUUGAAUCCAAGAUUUGAAACACAUUUUAACACCCAUAAGCUAUAGAAGUUGUGAGUUUUGUCCUUCAAGUUUCUUUGUAUUCUUCCCCGUUUCUCGGAGCUAUAGAAAGACUUAGCUUUUGAUAGAGUUGUUAACAAACUACAGUUUUAUCUUGGCAGAGCUAAAAUAGAUGUAUUGCAUUACUUAAUGGAAAAAGAUGACAGGUUUUAUAUAAUAUGACUCUUUGAGUGCUGAA
Solanum pennellii is the source of this 3328-nucleotide messenger RNA. Its product is annotated as UDP-galactose/UDP-glucose transporter 5B-like. NCBI's taxonomy places the organism in Eukaryota, Viridiplantae, Streptophyta, Magnoliopsida, Solanales, Solanaceae. The coding region runs from base 2038 to 3003 and encodes 321 amino acids. The transcript has 11 exons. The record is from RefSeq and is a predicted model, not a curated record. Gene Ontology annotation, cellular component: endoplasmic reticulum membrane; Golgi membrane. Gene Ontology annotation, biological process: transmembrane transport. Gene Ontology annotation, molecular function: 3'-phosphoadenosine 5'-phosphosulfate transmembrane transporter activity.